UAUUUAAGCUCUACAACAAGAGAAAUUCUUAAAAUUAAACUAAAUCUUCAAUACACUCCAAAUCUUUAAAAGAGAUUUUUAAUAAACUAAAAAUAAACUUUAUAAGAUGUUGAAAAUCUCAUAAAAAUUGACAAUCCGAAAGUUAACUAAGUCAAAUUCGAAUUGAACGGCUAAGAGUUAUAGCAAAAAGAUUAAAACAUAUUUAUAGACUUAGCAAUUAAAAGCAGCUUAAAAUUAUAUUUGGAUAACAUUCCUAUUGCAUAUGAUUUCGGGAAAUAUGGAGAAAACGUCAAUUAUUAUCACAAUUCUAUGUUUGAUGGCGAAUUUGCUUAGUAUGAAAUACCUUACUAAGAUGCUUAAAUAAUAUGUUUAUUUACAAAAUAAUUCAAGUAAUUAUUAGAGAAGUAAUAUGCCAAUAAAUAAGUGUUUUCAACGCAAGAUUUAGAUAAUUGCUUAUAAUAAACAAUAAAUGUUUUCGCUGAAAGAAAUAAUAGCUAAAACAUUGAAGAAUUACAAAAAAUAUGUGAAGAACUAAAAGAAGAAUACAAAAACGAAAUAGAAAAAAAGGAAUAAGCUGAAAAUUUAGCUAAAAGAAAAAGCAUAAAUAUUAUAAAAUGGGCUUUAGGGUAUUAAAUUAUUUAAUUUGGGGUACUUUACUAUAUAACUUAUUAUCUUUAUGGAUGGGAUUUUACUGAACCUGUUACUUAUUUGUUGGGUUUGGGAAGCGAAGCUGCUGUUUUGUAUUAUUUUGUUUAAAAGAAAAAGAAUUUGAAUUUCUUUACUUUUUAUGAUAAUUAUUACUAGAAAAAUAAAAAUAAAGAGUUUUAGAAACACAGUACUAAUUUAGAAACUCAUAUUAAGCUUUUGGAAAAUAAAAU
Molecule: messenger RNA, 878 nt
Organism: Ichthyophthirius multifiliis
Lineage: Eukaryota; Ciliophora; Oligohymenophorea; Hymenostomatida
Exons: 2
Source: RefSeq, a predicted model, not a curated record